AUGGGCCUGUCGAUGCUGCCGGACGAGCUGCUGCUGUCGCUGUCGGACCAGUGGCCGUGCCGAGAUGCUCAAGUGAAGCAGCUGGCGGCGCUGCUGUCGCCAACACUUCCAAGCCCUUCCACACUGGUGGUGUACGGUCCUCGCGCGAGCGGCAAGAGUGGAAUGGUCAAGUCGUAUCUGGAGAAGAGUGGUCUGGAUCAUGCGGUGGUUCGAUGUCGGGAAUGUGUCACGGGACGCCACUUGCUGGAGAAGAUCGUCAGUGAGGUGUUCGAUGCCUUGCAUUCUCAGCAUGUGAACGGCGAUGUGGAAGCGCCGCCGGGACGAUGCGAGAACCUCAGCUCAUUGUCUGUGCACCUGCAGAGGCUGCUCGAGAGACGACAAAAGUUUGUGCUCGUUCUCGACGGCGUGGAUAAGCAACGAGAAGCCCCACCGACUCUGCUACCGGCGUUGGCACGCUUGGGUGAGGCGAUACCUCAACUCACUGUAAUACUCACUGUGCGGAAUCCACCACCUCGAUUUCUUCAUCAUGUCGGCGUACCGCAUCUUCACUUUCCACCAUACGGACGAACUCAGUCAAUUCACAUUGUGUCUCGCAAGCCUCCAGACAUCUUCCUGGAAGCUCCUCCCGACGAUAUGGACUACGAUGACGAGACGCACGAAGAGGAUAAAGCAUGGCUAUGGCCACGGUUCUGCGCCGCUGUGUGGGAUUCACUGGCUCAAAAUGCAGCUCGGGAUCUCGCGGCGUUUCAAGAAGCAUGCCACAGGCUGUGGAGACCAUUCGUUGCCCCUGUCAUUAAGGGUGAUUUUGGUACGCGGGACUUCAGCCGCUUGGUGGUUGCGCAGAGACGGUUAUUUCAGGACGAGAGUGUUCUGCUUGACUCUAUUAUAACAACGACGAACGGCGCUGCCGUGCUCUCGAAGAGCAAGACUCACGAGUUGCCUUACUAUGCCAAAUGGCUGCUAGUCGCUGCGUACCUGGCGUCGUUCAAUCCCACCAAGCUUGACGCACUCUACUUCAUGAAAAGUACGGAGAAGAAGCGUCGCAAGAAAGGAGGCGGGGUUGCCCGUUCUGGGGGUAGACCAAGCCAGGUCAGGAAGAUUCCUCGACACCUGCUAGCGGCAUCAGCAUUUACACUCGAUCGUCUGCUUGCAAUCAUGCAUGCGAUCCUGCCUGAUGACAUUCGAACGACGAUCGACAUUUACAAACAGAUAGCGACGCUGUCCAGUCUUCGUCUACUUGUCCGCGCUGGAGGUAUCGGCGGCAGCGAUCCUCUCGAGCCAGGAGGAAAGUGGAGAGUCGGACCAAUGGUGACUUGGGAGCAUGUUCAGAGCAUUGCGAGGAGCAUCGACUUCAACUUGACGGACUACGUUGCCGAGUGA
Messenger RNA from Zasmidium cellare ATCC 36951, 1380 nucleotides. RefSeq lists its product as uncharacterized. The transcript is spliced from 2 exons. NCBI's taxonomy places the organism in Eukaryota, Fungi, Ascomycota, Dothideomycetes, Mycosphaerellales, Mycosphaerellaceae. Gene Ontology annotation, cellular component: nuclear origin of replication recognition complex; nucleus. The record is from RefSeq and is a predicted model, not a curated record. Bases 1 to 1380 code for a protein of 459 amino acids. Gene Ontology annotation, molecular function: DNA replication origin binding. Gene Ontology annotation, biological process: DNA replication; DNA replication initiation.